AUUAGGGUUCCUAGUAUCUGCCCAGAACAGCUGCGCUCAUCAUGACUGAAAAUCUAACCUAAUCGACCACCGAGCGGUUCUGAAUUCCACGAAUUUCACCAUUCUAAACUUGAUGUUUUUCAACACCACAAAACAAGCAUAUUUUCCAUUGAAAAAUAGUCUAUAUCAAUUUACUAGGACACUGGACCCUAAUAUGUCCUAAUAUAUUACAAUUACUAUAUGUUUGUGGCUGACGCUGCCUAGGUUGCCAAUCCUCUUGGAGAAUCCAUUCUCCUUCAAUCUUCUCUCUACCUUCAGCAACAGUCAAACUUCCUCUAUUUUAAAUAAAGUGUUUGCAUUCUGCAUAGUUAUCUCAGCACCUUUAAUCACUUUUUGAACAGCUUCAUCCACAAUAGAUAGAGAUAUAACACCCUUAAGAUAUUUGAUAUGGAAAAGCGUCACGUGAUAUGGCGGCUUGGCUCCCUCUCCAAGGGCUAAUAGCUCGGCCCAGCCCGGAGAAACCUCGCCCCAGGUAGGGCUUCGGAACGGAAAAAUGCUCGGCACAGCUAAAAAAUCUCUACCUGGGCUGAGCUUUUAUGUAAAGCUCAUUGGUUGCAAUCACAGUAGUGCAUACACUAAGCAUAUGAAUCGCGUAACAGUUGCUGAUCAGUCGCGCAUCAAUUUCAGUCGCGCCACAUACACAUAAUUGUGUAUGCUCCGCGUAUGCUCAAUUUCAAUGAUGAAAGAAUCAAAUUGUCUCUUCCUAUUACUAUCCAACUUGUUAGCAGCUACCAAAACAUACUUUUAAGAUGGCUGAUGAAAUAACUCAAGAACUUCAACAAUUACUGCACAAUAUACCAGGCUCACAGUCAAAUACCUUCCCUCCUCUGGAUGCCACUGUUUCAUUAAAUAAUGAUGAGGAUGCCCAAUCAUCAUACGAUUCUGAUACUACUACCUCAGUAGAUGAUGAAGAUGAUGAGGUAGUGAAUGAUGAUGGUCAACUUCCACUAUCAAUGGGACUUAGCAGGAGCAUGAUCCAAGACUUUGAAGUUGUUAUUAGCUCCAAUGGCCAAGCAUAAAUAGCUGUGAAGGAGGUAGCUGACCAUGCUACUAUGCCAGACUAUCCUGAAACAGCAAGACAUGGCAUUCUACACUGUGCUGGGGGCACUGCGAAACCCUGGAUCUCCCAUAUUUCCUAUCUUAGAACACCGUAGAACCGCGGACUCAGACAUACUAAUGUAUAGUGGAGCCCGCGGCCGGAGAGUACUUAAUGGAGGGUUCCCUCCCAGAUAGUUACAAGAAAUAGAGCAUUCUUUUAGUUUCUAGGUUGCUUUACUAGUAUCAUUGUCAUUGUACAGAGCAGAGUGAGGCUCCUUCAUUGUUGUGUUUCCUUUUAUUAUUAUAUUGUUUUCUUGCUAAGAUUAUUUGGUGCCGUGUGGUAUAGCAGCAUUGCCUUGGUAUAUCCAUUCCUGAGAUCCCUCAAUCACAACCUGGUUCCUGUUGCAGGGAACAACACAUGUACACCCCCCUUUACGCUAGUUUCAUCAAAAU
Molecule: messenger RNA, 1530 nt
Organism: Monascus purpureus
Lineage: Eukaryota; Fungi; Ascomycota; Eurotiomycetes; Eurotiales; Aspergillaceae
Source: the annotation of a GenBank genome assembly